GCGGACCGUCCGAUGCGCGCGAUGCUUGUUGAGAUCUCGCCACGACAAUUUAUUGAUAUUCUGCCGCAUCAAAUUCGCUCUAAAUUAUUCUCCUCGGCACAGGAGCACUCCGAUUCAGCGAUGCGAUACAGCUGUCCGGUGAAACUGAAUCGAUAGGCGGACUUCCCGGACGCAUCGGGCAACUAUCUGAGACGAGAUCAUCAACCAAUGAUUUGACGACCCGUGGGAAGCAGCGAGACCAAAAUGAAGCUCGUGGAAAAAGAGCCCCGGAAUGUUUUGUGCGCAAUCGUCAAUCGAAAACUGCUACCGGUGAAAAUUCACACCUUCCUCAGUGUUGGAGCUCUGGUGGGCGUAAUACCUUUCAUCGUCAUCCAUGCUGAGUCACUCGGAAUCUCCGCGGGGUUGGUCGGAGUGACAAACGCAAUCAUGCUCUUGUGUUCAGUGUUUUUGAAAUUCUUCAUGGGAAGCUUGGCGGACAAGUACCGAGCAGUCAAACUUCUCCUUUUCAAGGUGGUCCUACUACAAGCUGUGUUCCACAUAGCCAUCUACACCUGUAUAACACCCAUAGUCAGGAGAGACAUUUGGCAAGCGCACGUAGAGGAUUCGGUCGAACCUUUCAGCAAGGAGUCGGAGUACAGAACAGUCUGUAAUUGCUCUGACGCCGAGCCCUCGAUCUGUCUCAGAGAAGCGCUCGACUCGUACACACUAAGCCCUUGUGCGCAAAACGAUGCCUCCUGCUGCUCGUUGGAAGUUCGCAACGGUCAGGUCUCAGCUCUCUACACAUGGCAGUUCUGGGUGUUCUUUGUGCUACGAAUAUGUUCGGGAGGCUUGGCCGCAGUCACCUUCUCACUGUCCGACACGGCCACCUACGCCAUCCUCGGCGACCAGAAAGAACUUUACGGCAGACAACGACUAUGGGGAACAAUCGCCUGGGGUGGCUUGGCCCCUGUUAUCGGGAUCAUGAACCAAUACUUCUCAAAAGGACGCACACAUAACUACGGGCCGGGGUUCUACUUCAAUUCCAUCAUCUCGCUCCUAGAUCUUGUCGCUGUGUGCUUCCUAGACAUUCCCGAAACCUCUCGAGCGUCUCAGAACAUGCUGAGCGAUUUGUUUACGCUCUUUCGAUCAAAACACGUUCUUUUCUUCGUACUCGGAGUGUUCGUGCAGGGCACCCUGAUGGGCCCGAUAUGGUCGUACGCAUUUAUGUACUUCAAGGACAUGGGGGCGCCUCAGACAUUACUCGGUCUGCAACUGACAGUUCAAUGUUUCCUGGGCGAAGUUCCCGUGAUGUUCUUCUCGGGGUGGAUAAUUACUAAGCUAGGCUUCAAACACUCGAUGUCGUUGUCUGUGGCGGGAACCGUCUUGCGACUCGGGAUCUACGCGUUCGGAUCCAACCCGUGGAUGAUGCUGCCGGCGGAAAUCUUGCAUGGACUCUCUUUUGGUCUUUUCUACUCGGCCAUGACUCUUUACGCUAAUCGCAUCGCACCCAGAGGAACGGAGGCAACUGUUCAAGGAAUCGUGAGCGGAAUGUUCGAAGGAGCUGGUAUCGCGGUCGGGAGCGUGGCAUGCGGUUUACUGUUCGACAUCAAUAAGAGGCGGACCAUGCUCUACUUCACCGCCUACGGAUUGGCUUUCACUAUCAUUCAAAUCUUGGUCAACUGGCAUCUGGGCGAUCCUCCAAUUGUUCGAGAAGACACACCAGCCUGCCCGCCGAAGGUUCGAGUUGAAGUGCCGUCACAGUCUGAAUGUCUGCUGAGAGAAGGAACGAUAUCUCGCACGGACACCGAGGCGUCUGGGGAUCAGAUGUCAGUCUUUGAAGAUCCCAUCGUCUGAUAGGGCACCUCCAGCGAUCGUUAGAGCUCGACGUACUUCCGGGAGCACCGUCACCGUACGGGUCGGAACCCUCGUGCCUCCAUCUCUGCGUCAUCCUGGUCCGUGUGGUAGGGAAGGAAUCCUGAGAGAAUCGCUGAAAUUCCCGCGCGAAGCGUCUGCCGUGCCAGUAUUCUUGGGCACAAAUCGAUGUCAGUCAAGAUUGGGUCAUCACUCGAGCGAUCGGAACAGCAGUGUCU
Galendromus occidentalis (western predatory mite) is the source of this 2069-nucleotide messenger RNA. RefSeq names its product major facilitator superfamily domain-containing protein 6-B. The transcript has 9 exons. NCBI's taxonomy places the organism in Eukaryota, Metazoa, Arthropoda, Arachnida, Mesostigmata, Phytoseiidae. Bases 244 to 1833 code for a protein of 529 amino acids. The record is from RefSeq and is a predicted model, not a curated record. Gene Ontology annotation, cellular component: membrane. Gene Ontology annotation, molecular function: transmembrane transporter activity.